UAUCUAGGCAAUAUUGCAAUAUUCGAUGACGGAAUCUCCCGAAUAUUCAAUCAUCAAUGAGUAAAUUUUUAUCAAUUUUACGGUAGUGAUUAGUGAACAAAUAUGUGUUUUCAGAUUUUCAUUUCAAUUAAUUAGUAGUCUUAAAAUAUCGCAUAUCCUUUGAUAUUAAAUUAACAUUUAUGUUGCUCCAACUGCCUGUAAUAAAGACUAAAUUAAGUGUUGUACCCGCACUCCCAAGUAUUAAACGUGUUUGUGAGGAUCAUUGACAUUCGAUGUAGCGAUACUAUUUGAAAAUCUUUAGUUAGUAAUGUUUGUGCUGGUUAUAUGUGCCUUUAUUGCUCCCGGUAAAUGGAUUAGACGUUUCUGAUGUUUUGGAAGCCAUGGAAAGACAGGAGCGGAUCCACGGCAACAUGGAGGCGCCCGAUACCAUCGACACAAGACAGUCGAAGCAACGCGCGUCCAUCAAAUGGCUGCUCUCGAAGGCGUUCAACAACCGGGUCCCCGACAACUUGCAGGAGCCCUUCUACCGGGAUCAUGAGGGUCAAGAGCGGCUGAAACCGGCGAUAACGGGCGGCUUGGCGAGCGCCGAGCUGUACUGUCUGGCGCUGGCCAACGUUUACUCCGACCCCGGCUUCCACAGCCUGAACCACACCGCCAUCCUGCAGGCCCUGGCUCGAAAAGGUGCGCCGCCAGUCGCGGCCGCGCCCCUCACCGAGACCGUGCUCAUCCAGAACAACCCGCUGCGGCUGAGCGCGCACCUGGCCGUCACCGAGGCGCUCAUGGCGGUGUACGCACGCGAGGUGGUCACCCCGGAACGGGUGGCGGCCGCCGCGCUGCGAUUUGGCGGAGAGCCUCCCGCCGGAGUCGCGUCGCCUGAAGACGGCCUCCUCGUCUGGAUCAACGCAGCGUGCGCGGCUUUCAACCGGGCCCGGGAGACGGGGUGCGCAGAGGUGACCGGCGUGCGCAGCGUGGAAGAGGUGUGCUCGGGGGCGGCGCUGGCGGCGCUGCUGUCGUGGUACUGCCCGGGUGCCGUGCCGCGAUCCGCCGUGCGCGCCGCGCCGCUGGCCUCGCUGCACGACUCGCUGCACAACCUGUCGCUCGUCUACGACUUCUGCCGCGACCACUUGCCGCACAACUGCUUCCACAUGCUGCCAGAGGACGUCACCUACAUGCGCGGAUCGAUGCGGCAAAACCUGGUGGCGUUGCUGGCGGAUCUGUUUAACCUGCUGGAGGUGCACCCCGUGCUCGCCGUGCAGCGCUCUCGCGCGGGUCCGUCGGGGUCGGCGGAGCGGAGUAACGCGUGGGGCGUGCGUCACUCGCGCCAUCUGCCGCCGCCGGACCCCGUGCCCAUCCCGCGCCUCCGGGACUCGCUCGACGACCGGCCCUUCGCAGGGUCUCGGUCGCCUUCGUCCGGCGGACGAGCGUCGCGGGCGGGAGGCGCGGGCGGAGACGACUUCGCGAUCCACCGCGGCAAGGCGGUCACGACGCUGUCGGCCAUGUUGCGGCGGGAGCUGAACGACGACGAAACGGCGAGCGAGCAGCAGGCGACGGCGGCGGGAAGACCGUCCAAGUGGGGCACGAGCCGCGAGGGCAGUUUUGCCGGUCGUCGCUCGCGCCGCUCGUCCGUCACCGACGACAGCCAGCUCACCGUCGAGAACUUCGGCGGCUCGGCCGGCGCCAACCACUUCGCGCAGCGCAACCCGCAGAAGGACCUCGCCACGCUCGAUCACCUGGCCGAUUUCGCUCCCCACCACGGUAACCUGAGUCACAACCCGCCGCUGCGUUCGUCGCGGCAGGACAUCCGCGGCUCCCUGAGCCUGGCGCACGACGAGACCAACGGGGACCGAUCGCCCCCUCCGCCGCCCCAGCCCCCGGCCGGCGACGGGCCCGUCUGCACCAACGGCCAACAGAGAGGUCUGCAAACGAGAGGCGGCCGGGAGGACAGGGAGAGGCGGAAGAGCGCCGCGGGUCCGGCGCAGAGCGGCACGACCACUUGGCACGAGCACUACUUGCAGCACGAGCACCAACUGCACAACGGCGACGAGGAGACGGAGGAGAGCGACGGAGGCGAGGGGGGCUCGGGAGGCGCCAUGGCGGCGCAGCUCAACAACAUCCGCCUCAAGCUGGAGGAGAAGCGGCGCCGCAUCGAGCAGGACAAGCGCCGGCUCGAGCAGGCCGUCGCCCGCCAGCGGCAGAACCUCGGGCACCAGGCCUUCCUGCAGGCCGUCACGCGGGCUGGAUAUUUGCAAAGCCGGCCGGCCGAGGCGGGCAAGUCUCGCGGCGCGGACGCGGCCCCCUCGCCGGACCCCACGCAGGAGCCGGCGGAGUCCCCGUCGAGCGGCGCGGAGAAUUUGGCCCUGGAGCAGUAUCGGCAGUCCAUCACCAGAAUGAACACGAGUCUGCAGGACAUACAGAGCGACAUAGCGCGCCUCGCCACGCAGCACAGUCAACUUCAACAGCAACAGCAGCAGCAGCAACAGCAGCAACUCCAACAGCAGCAGCAUCAGCUCCAGCAGCAACUGCAACAACAGCAGCAACAGCUCCAGCAGCAGCUUCAACAGCAGCAAGCGAAGCAGUUAUUUCAGCAGCACUUUGAUCAGUAUCAAUCGAAUAUUCCACAAUUGCACAGCCAGUUCAGUUCAGCGCAGAACGUGUCGCUGUCGGCGGGCGGCGCCUUCGGCUCGUCCCCGCAGCUGGCGAUGGAGCCGCAGUACCGGCCCAUCGAAGCCGCCUUCCUGUUGCACGACGCGCCUCUGUCUACGCCGCAGCGUCGCACCUGGGCGCAGCACGCGCGGCUGCAACAGGAGCACAACGAGCUGCGAGGCUGGCAGCUGUCCCGACAGAGUCAGCCGAGCGAGUCCUACUCGCCCUACGCGGAGAGCGGUCGCACCUGGCGCUCCCCGUCGCCGGCGGCCGGCGAGCGCGGGAGCUGGUCGCCGCAGGGCUUCGUGCUGCACGACCGGGCCGCCGCGCCCAACGGCGAGGUGCGGCACGCCAGCCUGGCGCCGGACACGCCUCCUCCCAGCCCGCGACGGCAGCGACCGCCGGCGCCCUCGCCGCCGCCGUCGCCGCCCGCCGACAUGGAGCCGCAGAACAUCUCCUUCAUCGGCGCCGCCGAAGAAGAGGCGCUCGGCGGCCUCGGCCGCCUUCACAUCUCGUCGGGCACGCGCACCUACCGCAUCCCCUCGCCCACGAGGCCGCCGCUCUCGCGGGACUCUUUCCGUCGGGAGGAAACGAACGAGAAGGGCUUCUACAUCUCCUUCGACGACGAGCAGCCCAAGCGCUCCAAGCCGCCUCUGCGGCAGAAGCGCGGCUCGCCCCGCGUGGACCCGCCCGACGACCGCGUCGACGCCCCCGACGCCUGGCCCGACGACGACUUCGUCGUGCACAGGAAUUCACAUCCGGAGGCGAGGUCCGAUCGCCGCGAGUCGCCGGCGCGGGAAAGCAGCUUCCCUCGGGAUGACCUCGCGCGCCAGACACCGCGGCCCGCUUACGCUCCGUCCCCGGCCGCCCCCGCGCCCGCUCCGGCUCCCGCCCCCGCCGCUCUCGUCGUCGGCGAGGUGACGCCGGACCCGAACGGCGCGGAGGAGAUGGAGCGCAAGAAGGAGCGCAUCAUGAUGCUGUCGCUGCAGCGGCGGCAGCGCGCCGAGGAAGCGCGGGCCAAGGCCGAGGCCGACGCGGCCGCGAGGCGCGCCCGGGAGGAAGCCGCCGCCGAGCUCAAGGCGGCGCGCCGAGAGGAGCAAGCGCGACGCCGCGAGGCCAUCCUGCAUCAGUACAAGCUCAAGAAGGCCAUCGAGGAGGCCGAGCGAGAGGGCAAAGUGCUGGACAGGUCCGAGUUCCCCGAUGCGCCGUCUCGGGCGGGCGGAAACCCGGCGGGGGCGACGGGCGCGACGCGUCUCCGCGGCCGAGCGGCCGCCCGAGCCCGCCCUAAGACCAUCCACGUGGACGGCGGCGCCCUGCACGCCGCCGAGGGCAUGCUGCGGCGCCAGCCCUCGCACACGAGCCUCGCAGGAGGCGCGGGGCGACGCGACUACUACCGGGGCUCGCAGGACGACCUGCAGGACCGGCCGGCUCUCGCCAGAGGUCCGCCUCCGUCGGGGUCUCCGGGCGAGGAGCGCGGCGUGACGUCGCCGGGCAGCGCGUCCAGCGGGCCCCUCGCGCGCCGCGGCUCCUGCAAGACCUCCAGAGAGCGCGGGGCCGAGGAGCCGCCGCCGGCCCGCGGCAGGUCUAAGUAUUCCACUUACCAGAGUAGCUUUAAAGCCGGAAGGAAAUCUAGCUCCCUCGUCAACUUGUGCGACUCGGGGCUGGGGCGCGCCACGCCGCCUCGACGCGCGGCGUCGCCGGGCGUGCGGACGCUGGGCUCGCCGUCGUCUCCGGCGUCGGGGCCCGGCUCGCUGCCCGGCGCCAUCGGCAAGCGGCGCCAGCCCGCCCACGACGACGUCUCCGACGUCUCCUCCACGCACUCCUCCAUCGUGGACUACUCGGGUCCGCGGCUCUACAAGCAGCCGGCGACGAAGUCGAACCGCGGGAUCAUGCUGAACGCGGUGGAGUACUGCGUGUUCCCGGGCGCCGUCAACGCCGAGGCCAAGCGGCGCGUGCUGGAGGAGAUCGCGCGCUCCGAGAGCAAGCACUUCCUGGUGCUGUUCCGCGACGCCGGCUGCCAGUUCCGCGCUCUCUACGCCUACUGCCCGGACACGGACCACGUCACCAAGCUGUACGGCACCGGCCCGCGCUCCGUCAACGAGCGCAUGUUCGACAAGUUCUUCAAGUACAACUCGGGCAGCAAGUGCUUCUCGCAGGUGCACACGAAGCACUUGACGGUGACCAUCGACGCGUUCACGAUACACAACUCGCUGUGGCAGGGCAAGAAGGUGCAGCUGCCCAGCAAACGGGACAUGGCGCUGGUCAUCUAGGCCUCCCCUCUAGUCGACGGUCGGUCGAGCCGCCUCUUUCGCCUUCGACGCGACGUAAACUGAGCUUUAAAAGACAUUUAUUUUAAAUUUAACGCGAUUAUUCCCACGACUGACCGUCCCGAAGCGGGAGCGUAGCUUUUAAUCACAAUUACGAGCGGGAGAGAGAAGCCGGGCGGCGUCGCAAGUUAACUUCACUAACCGCUUCGAAUCGUUUAGGUGUUUAAGUUAAAUUUUUUACCGCUUGUAAAGCUAAACUAAGGACGAGGAUUGUACUGCCUUAUUCUGUAAAUAAUUGUUUUUCGUUUUGUAUACAGCUAUUUAUUAAAGAAUGUUAAAGGAAAUUGAUGAAAGUCAUUUUUCAUUGUUCGAUGGUCGGUCAUCAAUUAUAUUAUACCUACGUACUACCCGCGUAUACGGUACGGAAAUAUAUUGUAUUAAUAAAACGUAACGAAAUAAUAUUCAAUUUCACAUUUAA
Molecule: messenger RNA, 5388 nt
Organism: Pieris napi
Lineage: Eukaryota; Metazoa; Arthropoda; Insecta; Lepidoptera; Pieridae
Gene: Patronin
Product: patronin-like
Exons: 26
Coding region: 381-4913 (1510 amino acids)
Biological process (GO): neuron projection development; cytoplasmic microtubule organization; negative regulation of microtubule depolymerization
Cellular component (GO): microtubule minus-end
Molecular function (GO): microtubule minus-end binding; spectrin binding; calmodulin binding
Source: RefSeq, a predicted model, not a curated record